AUGGCGGACGGAAACGAAGCUCAGGGGCUGAUGAUGGAGAAGGAGGAGGAUUGGGACGACAGUCCUAUGGUCUCUGCACCAGAAUCGCCGAUUGAUGGAAGAAUAGAGAUGGCUGUAGAGUUGCCUACCCAGAAGCACGCGGGACUACAUUUGCACAUCGAUACCGCAGCGCCAAUGGACAGUGAGAAUGGACCAACGGUAUCGCCUUUGCCAGACUCUGAGUCGUCUCCCAAGGAAGUGAACAAAGAGCAUCUUGCCGCGGAAAAGGUAGCUUCUGGCGCGGAGAUUCCGGAUCACGGCGCAGACAAAGCAGAAAGAGUUAAAGGCCUGACUUCACCUUCACAUUUGACAACGGGUACGUCGGAUCAGGUCACUACUUGGAUCGAGUUUCCCAGCAGACCGCCGACCGAGCCUACUUCACCCACUCACUCCUCAGUCGACGUGCACGCAUUGUCUCCUGGUCUUCCCAUCGAGCUUCUUGCCGGGUCGCUAGCAGAACUGCCAGCUGAGCGCCACCACGAGACUACGCCGCCUUCGUCAGAACCUGGAACAUCAGUAUCUGAGCGCUCAGCAUUCAAGAUCGAUACUGCGCCGAUUCGAGAAGCCAGCCGAGAAAUAAUUGAGUCACCACUAUUGUCUACACCAUCGACCGAUCGCCCUUACACGCCACGGCAAACAUAUUCGCCAAGCUCUGACUACGGUCCCGGAAUUCCACAUGUACCGGUAUCUCCACUGACAACGGCAGAAGCAUCAGUAAGACUUUCGACCUACCGGGACAGUGUACGGGACAGUAUGGCAUCCAUCGCGCUUUCCGAAUCGAGUUUGGAUUACGAUCAUCUGUCUCCCGAGGCAGUAGAGGAGGCUUUGUCGACACCUCGUAAUAUGUGGGGAGAGGAUAUGCGGCCAACCCUGGUAAGGCAGGGUACACUUUUCGAUGCCACCAAAGACCAGGCAUCACCCGUCGACCCCGAAAGCAACGUCUGGAACGAGGAGAGCACAAGUAGAGGUUUGCAGGCGCCGGUCAUCACGGUUGGCAAGCGGACCAGCAGUUUGUUCGCACCCAAGCGAAGAUCCGACACUUCUGGAGAGGAUCUUGAGCUGGAUUGGCAACAGCUAGACAAAGAAGAGCAAUUGGAGAAAGGCGAGCGGGAGACUGAAGAUGGCGCAGAGGACGAAAGUACUGCGUUUCUGCUUGCUCGGUUGGAGCAGGAGAACGCAAAGAUUGAGUCCUUCUCGAGCUCGACGAGUUCCGUUGGUAGCCACGCGGCGGUAUCGAGGCUUCGGAAAGACAGUAAACCACCUAGUAUGGGUCACCUGAAGAAGCUUGUACAAGACCGCAGUGCGCCUUCGGUACGAUAUAGCCUUGCUCUGACACCAGGUGCAGAGAUUUCGGAAGAAGUACCGGAACCGCCGCCAAUGACUGAACUGGAAUUCUGGGCUGCUCUUGUACAGGACUAUCCUUCCACCGCUGCAAGAUUACCGACUCUGGCGACAACAAAGAUUCGGGGUGGUAUUCCACCGCCCCUGCGUGGGGUGGUUUGGCAGUCUAUGGCUGGUGCUCGUGAUCGGAGUCUGGAGGACUCUUUCGAGAAGCUACAGCACGAGUCUUCUCCUUACGAGGGAAUCAUUAAUAAGGAUGUUGGGAGGUCUUUCCCAGGCGUCGAGCUGUUUCGCGAUGCUGAGGGCGAAGGGCAGAAGAUGCUUGGGCGUGUGCUGAAGUGUUUCUCGUUACACGACAAGGACAUCGGUUACUGCCAAGGCUUGGGUUUCCUGGUUGGCCCACUUCUUAUGAACAUGGGCGAGCGUGAGGCCUUCUGUGUUCUGGUCAGACUGAUGGAGCACUACACGCUUCGCCCAUCGUUCUUGCCCAGCCUCAGUGGACUGCACAUGCGCAUCUUCCAAUUCAGCAGCCUGCUAAAGCAACACCAUUCCGCGCUUUCCGAGCAUUUGACAAAUAUGGGUGUAGAGCCGGCGUAUCUGAGCCAGUGGUUUCUGAGCUGCUUCGCUGUCACUUGUCCCCUACCCAUGCUUUUCAGGAUCUACGAUGUCAUUUUCGCAGAAGGCGCAAACGAAACAGUCAUGAGGGUCGCUCUUGCUUUGAUGAGGAGGAAUGAGCAGCGCAUGAUGGAGAGCACCGAGUUCGAGGAGGUCAUGCAAUUGUUGCUCGGACGUGGUAUAUGGGACUGCUACGGGAUCGACGCCGAUGCCCUGGUAGACGAUUUCACUUCCUUGGGUGGAAUCAUCACGCAUGCCAGACUUGCAGAACUCGAGCGCGAGUUUGAGAAGCAUGAUUCUGAUGCUGUUGGGCAGUCGGCUGGUUUCUUGCCGGAUGUGCAGGCUGCUGCAAGCAGGUUCUUAGGACGUCUCUGGGCACCUAGCCACUCCAGCGCUAAGAGCACUAGCACACUCUCGCCUUCGACUGCCGAGAACGAAGCAGGAGGUAAGAAGAAAUCCGCUGGUUUCUUGCGAAGGAGUGCCAGCAAGCAGAGCAUCAGCACUCUUAACGAGUCUUCCGGCAGCGAAUCGUCUUCCAAUUCAGCCAGUACCUCAGCUACAGACCCGGAGAUCAACGACUCAGUAUCCGCCAUGCGCGAAAGCCAAGCAACAGAUGCGAUGUCCUUCAAGUCCAAAGCAGACUCUUUGAGAACUGUAUCCUUUAGCACUCCCGGUAUGAGUAAGGAGGAAAAGGAUAUGCAUGGUCAGAUCGAGGACCUGCUGACGGCAUUGGGAGAAAUGCAGAGAGAGCAGCAGGUUCUAGCUGGUAUGUUGCAGAGGGAGAGGGAGGAGCGGGGUGAAGACCAGAUAGUUGUUCGGAGGCUUGUCAAGAGGUUGAGGAAGAAUGACGAUAGGAGUGAGGCGGAUGCAGCCGGCGAUAAGGAUGUAGAGAAGGAACAGAGGCGACGAACCAUGCCUCCACCUGCUCGAAUCGAAGAGGUCGAUGGCGGGACAGUGACGAAGCAGAGACCUACAAGUGUGCUACUUGCGCCUAAGAAGCCCGUGGACGAAGAGACUCUCGACGACCUUGUCGAGACUGUGCACGAUCGCUUGGACACACCUACACGCUUCUCUCAUUCUUUUGAGACCAAAGCACAAUUACGGUCCAGUUUGACACGAACGUGCGAGCAGCUGGCUGUGGCUGAGACCAGCUCUCGCGACCUCGCCACUCGAUUGGAUGGUGCUGAGACUAGUCUCGCAGCCUUCACGACCGAGUCUGAAGACCUUCGAAGUGAGGUCAAGGAGUUGAGAGUCAGAGUCAACGAGGAGUUCAAGGCAAGGCAAAAGCUUGAGCAUACUAUCAGUAAUCUCAGAGCUGAAGCGAGGUCGAUUGAGCGCAAAGAACGAGAAAGGGUGGCUAGAGCAGAGAGCGGGCAGGACGCUCCAGCUACAGGCUCGAAGAGAGAUAGCAUGGCUCUUGCGGGUCCAGGCGGACUGAAACGCACCGAGAGCUUCAAUGGCGUUGCAACAGGCGAUCGUGCUAGUGGGCUCAGAGAGCUGAGACUUGUGCGACGAGAGUCCACGUCAAGCAUUCACAGCCUGCGCGCUCCACGAGCACCGCGACCCACUCUACCAGAGAUCAGCAUUCAGACACAGUCACCAGUUGAUCUGGCCGCCAGUCCACCUCACUCAGCAACGGAAGACACUGGCUCGCCUCUACGUCCGAUGAGCAUCGUGCAGGACCCGCUCACCCCAAUAUCUGCCCCUACACCGACCACACAACUACUAGAAACACCCCUCUCUGCUGCUACACUAACCUUAGGCACUGGUCUCGCAGUCCCACAGCCCACAGCUAUGUGGCAUGCCCGCACCUCUUCCCUCGCCACCCGCGAGGUCUUCAGUACACCCGAGCACUCCGCCGUCCCUGAAGAGGCACUCCUACUUGAACUCGUGAACGCCAAGACCAGCGAAGCUACUUCUCGCGCCGAAGCAGAGGAGUCGCGCCGCGCUCUUACGCUUUCGAAUAGACGGCAUGAGCAAAUGCUAGCAGCACUACAAGGACAGAUCGAGGCGGCUAACGCUUCAGCAAAUGCUGCACGACUUGAGGCUACAGCCGCUAGAGCUGCAGCGGACGGGUACAAACUUGAGGCUGAGGCUGCGCAAGCCGCCAUUGCGGCGGGAAGCGGUGGCUACAGUGGUUUGAGUGUGCCGAAUACGCCAGCGACUUAUGAUGGCGAUACUCGCAGCUUCGGCUCGACUAGCGAAACGGUCACUCCUGUUGAGAAGGGUCCGGAGGUGCCACCAAAGGAGAAGGCAGUAGUUGCUGGAAGUGCUAGCAGCGGUGGAGGCUGGUUCUGGAAUCGGCGUUCGCCAUCGACUACCAUCAAGGUUGCGGUCACGCCACCUGCUGUUGAGUAG
This is a messenger RNA of Recurvomyces mirabilis, 4353 nucleotides long. RefSeq lists its product as uncharacterized. The transcript has 2 exons. The record is from RefSeq and is a predicted model, not a curated record. NCBI's taxonomy places the organism in Eukaryota, Fungi, Ascomycota, Dothideomycetes, Mycosphaerellales, Teratosphaeriaceae. Bases 1 to 4353 code for a protein of 1450 amino acids.